UCACCAACCUUCUCCCCUCACUUGCAAAACAAAGCCCAAAGUAAUGGCAUUAUUCCACUCUCUCCCUUUCCUUCUUCUUUUUCUUCUUCUCUCCCUCUUUUCACACCAUUGCUUACUUGUAAUCUCUGCAUCAUGCCACGUGGACGAUGAAGCUGGCUUAUUGGGUUUCAAAUCUGGCAUUAUCGAAGAUCCAUCGGGCAUGCUCACCUCCUGGAAGUCCGGUACCGAUUGCUGCACAUGGUCCGGUGUAGAGUGCCGAGAAAACAACCGAGUCACUACAAUCUCACUUUAUGGGCAAACCGACAACCCGAAAAGUUACCUGUCGGGUACAAUCUCUUCAUCACUAUCAAAGGUUCAAAACUUGGAUGGAAUUUACUUCCAAAACCUCCAAAAUAUCACUGGAGGUUUCCCAAAGGUAAUCUUCGAUCUCCCCAAGCUGAAGUACGUCUACAUCGAGAACAGCAAGCUUUCGGGUCCUCUACCCGGUAACAUCGGCCGGCUCUCUCAACUUGGUGCUCUGAGUUUUUCCGGGAAUCGGUUUUCGGGUCGGAUCCCAAGCUCAAUUUCUCAACUCACCGAGGUGACUCAGCUCAAACUGGCCAGAAACCUUCUCUACGGCGAGAUUCCUGUCGGAAUUCGGCAACUCAAGAACAUUACAUAUCUGAGUCUCGAACAGAAUAUGUUUUCAGGAAAAAUCCCUGAUUUUUUCUCGUCUUUCGCCGAUCUCCGAAUCCUGAAUCUCUCAAGCAACAAAUUUUCCGGUGAGAUUCCAGCGACAAUUUCAUAUCUAGCACCAAAGCUUCGCUACCUUGAGUUGGGUCACAACAGACUUACAGGCAAAAUUCCAAACUUUCUUUCCAAUUUCAAACAAUUAGACACACUUGAUCUUUCUUCGAACAGUUUCUCAGGUGUUGUGCCCAAGAGUUUCAAGAAUCUCACUAAGAUCUUCAAUCUCGAUCUCUCUCAUAAUCAACUUGUUGACCCUUUUCCUGAAUUGAACGUGAAAGGGAUCGAAUCACUCGAUCUCUCUUACAACAAGUUCAAUUUAGGUGAAAUUCCGAAAUGGGUUACUUCAUCGACCAUCAUUUACUCGCUCAAGCUUGCUGGGUGUGGGAUUAAGAUCAAAUUAGACGAUUGGAAGCCGGCAGAAACCUAUUUCUACGACUACAUUGAUCUGUCAGACAAUGAAAUCACAGGUAGCCCAGUGAGUUUGCUGAACAGCACAGAUUACUUAGUUGGAUUUUGGGCUUCUGGGAAUCAAUUAAAAUUCAAAAUGGAGAAUUUGAAAAUGCCCAAAACGCUGAAAUACUUGAAUUUGUCUCGGAAUCUGAUGUUUGGGAAAGUUCCGGCGAGCAUUUCACAGUUGAAAAAGUUGGAUGUGAGUUAUAACCAUUUGUGUGGUAAGAUUCCGGCGAAUAAGUUUCCGGCAUCGUCAUUUGUCGGCAAUGACUGUUUAUGUGGCUCUCCCCUUUCUCCAUGCAAAGUUUAGAAGAUGAUAAAACCAUAGAUUAUGUGUUAUCCGUUCUGUUU
Molecule: messenger RNA, 1530 nt
Organism: Telopea speciosissima
Lineage: Eukaryota; Viridiplantae; Streptophyta; Magnoliopsida; Proteales; Proteaceae
Product: LRR receptor-like serine/threonine-protein kinase GSO1
Exons: 1
Coding region: 44-1489 (481 amino acids)
Molecular function (GO): protein binding
Source: RefSeq, a predicted model, not a curated record